Molecule: messenger RNA, 3529 nt
Organism: Oxyura jamaicensis (ruddy duck)
Lineage: Eukaryota; Metazoa; Chordata; Aves; Anseriformes; Anatidae
Gene: IGF2BP2
Product: insulin like growth factor 2 mRNA binding protein 2
Exons: 16
Coding region: 127-1941 (604 amino acids)
Biological process (GO): regulation of gene expression; nervous system development
Cellular component (GO): cytoplasm; nucleus; cytosol
Molecular function (GO): mRNA 3'-UTR binding
Source: RefSeq, a predicted model, not a curated record
GCGGCUCCGCCCGCUGCCCGGCGGCGGGGCGCUGUUGCAGGCGGCUGCGGGCCGGGCCGGGCGGGUGGCGCAGCGCCGUGCCCGUCUCUCUCCGGCCGCGGGGCGGGAGGAGCCGCGGGGCUCCCCAUGAAGCGGCGGAGGAUGAACAAGCUCUACAUCGGCAACCUCAGCCCCGCCGCCACCGCCGACGACCUCAAGCGGCUCUUCGGGGACAGGAAGCUGCCCCUGGCCGGCCAGGUCCUGCUCAAGUCCGGCUACGCCUUCGUGGAUUUCCCGGACCAGAACUGGGCCAUCCGGGCCAUCGAGACCCUCUCGGGUAAAGCGGAGCUGCACGGCAAAGUGCUGGAGGUGGAUUACUCCGUGCCCAAAAAGCUCAGGAGCAGAAAGAUCCAGAUCCGAAACAUCCCCCCCCACCUGCAGUGGGAGGUGCUGGAUGGCCUCUUAGCCCAGUAUGGGACAGUGGAGAACGUAGAGCAAGUUAACACAGACACAGAAACAGCAGUUGUCAACGUAACGUAUGCGACGAAAGAAGAAGCAAAAGUAGCAAUUGAGAAGCUCAGCGGCCACCAGCUUGAGAGCUAUUCCUUCAAGGUUUCCUACAUCCCGGAUGAAGAGGUGAGCUCCCCUCCGCCCCCCCAGCGAUCCCGCCGCGGGGGCCACUCUUCCAGGGAGCAGGGCUCCUCCCCGGGGGGCUCCUCGCAGCCCAAACAGCUCGAUUUCCCACUGCGGAUGCUGGUGCCCACGCAGUUUGUUGGUGCGAUCAUAGGAAAGGAGGGCUUGACCAUAAAGAACCUAACUAAGCAAACCCAGUCCAAGGUUGACAUCCAUCGGAAGGAGAAUGCUGGCGCUGCCGAGAAGCCCAUCACCAUCCACGCAACGCCCGAGGGGUGCUCCGAAGCGUGUCGCAUGAUCCUUGAUAUCAUGCAGAAGGAAGCGGACGAAACCAAAUCAGCAGAAGAGAUCCCCUUGAAAAUCCUGGCUCACAACAGUCUGGUGGGGAGGUUGAUUGGCAAAGAGGGCCGCAACCUCAAGAAGAUCGAGCAGGACACGGGGACGAAGAUCACCAUCUCGCCUUUACAGGAUUUAACCAUUUACAACCCCGAGCGGACCAUCACGGUGAAGGGCAGCACGGAAGCGUGUUCCAACGCUGAAGUGGAGAUCAUGAAGAAGCUGCGAGAGGCCUACGAGAACGACGUGGUGGCUGUCAAUCAACAAGCCAACCUGAUCCCGGGACUGAACCUCAGCGCUCUGGGCAUCUUCUCGACAGGGCUUUCCAUGCUGCCGUCCUCUGCGGGGGCCCGAGGUGCUGCUGCAGCCACCCCUUACCACCCAUUUGCAAGCUCCUCGGCGUACCUCUCGGGGCUGUACGGAGCCUCCCCAGUCGGUGCCUUCCCACAUCAGCACCCCCUCCCGGAGCAGGAGGUUGUCAACUUGUUCAUCCCGACGCAGGCGGUGGGGGCCAUCAUCGGGAAGAAGGGGCAGCACAUCAAGCAGCUGGCGCGAUUCGCCGGCGCCUCCAUCAAGAUCGCCCCAGCAGAAGGUCCUGACGCCAGCGAGCGGAUGGUCAUCAUCACGGGGCCGCCCGAGGCUCAGUUCAAGGCCCAGGGGCGAAUAUUUGGGAAGCUGAAAGAAGAAAACUUCUUUAACCCGAAAGAAGAGGUGAAGCUUGAAGCCCACAUCAAGGUGCCUUCCUUUGCAGCCGGCCGUGUGAUAGGCAAAGGUGGCAAAACGGUGAACGAGCUGCAGAACUUAACGAGUGCAGAAGUCAUCGUGCCACGAGACCAAACCCCAGAUGAGAACGAGGAGGUCAUCGUUAAAAUCAUCGGGCAUUUCUUUGCCAGCCAGACUGCACAGCGCAAGAUCAGGGAAAUCGUCCAGCAGGUGAAGCAGCAGGAGCAGAAACACGCUCAGGGAGCCCCAGCCUCGCAGCACAGCAAGUGAGGCUCCCGCCGUGCCGGCCAGCACCGCCCGAUGAAUGUACCCCUGCCACGCAGCGGGCAGGGAGCAAACCAAAGAGCACCCCGAGGCGCGGCGACGGGCACGGGGACGGCUGCGGCUCCCCACGCACCGGCGACAACGCCGCAGCACCCGGCCGCUCGCCCCGGGGCGCUGCGGGCUCUCUCCAUCCCACAGCCUCCACCCGACUUGACUCCCGACGCUAUCCCUUUAGUUGGACUAACAUAGGCAGAGGGUUUUGGAUUUUUUUUUUUAAUUGUUUUUAUUUUUUACCUGAAAACGACUCGUUUUGCAAACCGUUCUCUGGCCAGGCGUGGCCGGGUGAGUGGAGGAGCCUGUCCGACACGCAGCGCCCGUGAGGGUAAUAUAUUUUAGAAUUAAUAUAUCAAUAACAAAACUAACGCCCAUUUUAAAUUUUUGUAAGAUUUUUUUAAUUUUUUUUUUUUAAUUUCAGAGGGGUCACGGGAUGUUUGUUUUUAGCAAAAGCAGGCUUUUUUAGACUUCUAAGGAAAGGAGCUAGUCCAUUGGUUCUCUAAUGCACAGUAGAGCAGAGUCGUAGGAUUGCCAGCAGGAACAAAAAUAAUUAACCAAGUGUUAAAAAGCGAUUUCUUAAGGGCUUCGAGAAGAGCAGUGCCAUGAGGAUCGCCUGUGUGAGCCAACGGAAGGGAUACCGUCUCCUAAAGGAGGAACCUCUCCCUUUCACACGCCCUUUCCUCUUUGCUUCACAGAGUCCAAAACUGGGUUUUGCAUCUGUUCUGCCCCCCGCCCUGUCCAUCUGCCCGUCUUUCUCUCCAUCACCCCCAGACAAAGCCGUGCUCGACAUUAGCACCCCCCCCCCAAAACCAGCCUGCCCCCUGGUCCAGCCCGCAGAGAACAAACUUCCCCCGUGGCUCUUUGGGGACGAAUCCCCCCCUUUUUUAGUUUUGGUGUUGGAGGAGAGACAAAGGGGAAAAGAUUUACAAAACGUUGUUGGCCCAGGGCUUGAAGAAAGAACCUAGCAGAAGUUGUUACGAGAAUGCAACAUGCUACACACACACACACACAAACACACACACUAAAAAACUACCUCAGGUUUUCGUACCUCAGCACCUUGCGCUUGUGUUUCCCUUUUAGAGAUUUUUGUAUGCCUUGUAAAACUGAUAGUUGGAGCAUUUUUUUAUUUUUGUAAUAAAAACGAGUUGGAAAACGAUCUCGACCAAGUCAGCUGCGAGGCGGGAGGAGGAAACCAGCCCACGCGUCCGAGAGCUCUUCUGUAGUCUCCUGCUAGCUGAGAGCCAGUGGCCGUUCCUUCGGAGAAAGCUUGAGAAAUGUUAAAAAAAAAAAAAAAAAAAAAAAAGGAAAAAAACACACAAAAAAGGUAAAAGGAAAAAAAAAAUAAAAGAACAGCAGCAAUGAAGUCCAACCAGCGAGAGAAAGGACCAGGGCCGACCACCCGAGCCCGACAAGGUGCUGAAGGCUGAGCCCGUGCCAGCGACGUACUGACAGACUGCAAUGCCAGUUUUUGUCUACUGCAAAGUGUUCUGUGAAAAAAGCCAACGACAACAAACAAACAAAAUAUAUCCAGCUAACAAGA